AUGGCUUCUCGAACCGUCUUCCUCACGGUGUUGUUGCUCAUAGCAGUAUCGUUAUUGCCGACGAUUAGACCAGCGGAUGCUCAGAUUUCAAUCCCGGGAAUAAACAUUGGCUCGGGCGGAGUUUCUACCACGAAUCCCGGCAGCGUGACAGUUGGCGGAACGACAAUCUUGUCGAACGGCACAAUUCUGGGAAGCGACGGGCAGCCAAUUACGCCGACUGUGAACCCUGACGGAUCAACGACAGCCGGCGGCAUCACCGUCUACCCUAACGGAACGAUUACGAACUCUGACGGAACGAUUGUUAACCCUGGUACCGGCGUCACAAUCCCCGGCGGGGUGUCCAUUGGAACCGGCGGUGUGCAGACUCCAGGCGUGACUGUGAAUACCGACGGAACUGUCUCUGUGAAUCCCCAGGGAUUGACGCCACCGGCACCCAAGGCUGCUGGUUUCCUUUCAUCACCUACCCGAGCUGCUACUGGCCUCAUGUCCCUGUUCGCCGCUCUGCUUUUCUUCGCAUAG
This is a messenger RNA of Closterium sp. NIES-65, 519 nucleotides long. The record is from the annotation of a GenBank genome assembly. Lineage: Eukaryota; Viridiplantae; Streptophyta; Zygnematophyceae; Desmidiales; Closteriaceae.